AGCAGAUUGAUGCCGCGUUCAGUUUUCUUACCCGGUAUUUCUCUCUAUCGGUUAAUGAUGCAGCUAGGUAGCUCGAACACCUACAGAUCCGGGGUACGGUAGGACAAACGGGUCUGCAGCAGACACCGCUACACCACUACAAAACGCUACCUAGGUACCACCAGCUGUGCCCUAUCUAGGUAUGCCACCUGGUCUGAAAAGUCCCCAACUAAGGAAAAAAAAAAACUUCUCGAAGUUUCGCUCCCCUUCACCAUGUUACAAAUGCGUGCAUGCAUGCUACCUGAAUUCUGGCUGCACCGCGGCCGUGGUAACGACUCAGGACAACGAUAUUGCUAUCAUUUCCUAUCCUUUCUCGGACACCGCCGCGCAAACCACCGUCUUGGACUUGAACUCACCAUACGCGGCUGAUAGAUAGCCUUGCUGAUAGCCUUGCUGAUAACCAGAGAGGCAAGGCGCUUUCGUUCCUUACUUGCUUAAACUACGUACCUACCUAUGCAAUCGAUCGAACUUGACGUGAGCCUCUAUCGAAUCGUCUACUGCCCACCCUCGCUCUCUCGAUUGGUCAAACCGCCGCUAGUCAUCGCGACCAGUCCCGUAUACGAACUUGAUCUUGAUUAUACCGACCUCGGCGAUCGCCCAUUGAACAUUCCUCUGUUGCCUUGCCCCUCCCCUCUCGAUCUCUUUCCCGCCAACAACUCCAACGCCGUCGUCAAUCAUUUCCGUCCUCCUCAACCUGUCGCCGCCAUGAUGGCAAACGAUGAUGUCAAGCGAGCCGAGAUGUUGAAGACUGAGGGAAAUAAGCAUUUCACAUCGGGCAAUUUUGCCGCUGCCGAAGGCUUGUAUUCUAAAGCUAUCAUUGUUGAUCAUACCAAUUAUGCGCUAUACACGAACCGCGCGAUGUCCAGAUUGAGGCUCUCAAUGUACGAGUCGGCUGUCGUGGAUUGCCACACUUGCCUGCAGCUGAGCGGCCCAAAUAAAAAGGCGUAUUUUAUCCUAUCCCAAUGCCUACUGGCCUUGCACGACUUUGAGGGCGCACUCGAGAAUGCCCUUUUGGCUUACCGCUUGGGUUGCGAAAUGGGGGAUAAGUUGCUUGGAACCUUGACGGCUCAAGUAUUGCGAUGUAAAAAAGAACGCUGGGAUGAAUUAGAGAAGAAGCGAUCUCGCGAGGGCCAAGCGCUCGAAAGGCAGGUCAUUUCUCUCAUGGAGCGCGAACGGGAUGAUAACCUCGCGAGCUGUGCUGACGAGACCGAGCGGAUUGCGGUCAAAGAAGAGUAUGAGGAGCAAAUCAGCCGGCUCCAAGCCACUUUCGAGGCUGCGAGGGUGGCAGACGAGAGGAGGCGAGAGGUGCCUGACUGGGCUAUCGAUGACAUUAGUUUUGGGAUAAUGGUUGAUCCAGUGAUGACAAAGACCGGCAAGUCGUACGAGAGAGCCUCCAUCUUGGAGGCUUUACGGAGACAGCCACUUGAUCCAAUUACCAGAGAACCUUUGCAUCCUUCAGAAUUGCGUCCCAAUUUGGGUCUGAAACAAGCCUGCGAUGAAUUCCUAGACCAGAACGGUUGGGCUGUCGACUGGUGAGGACUAGGUGUGAGAAGGGGGAGGGCAAGCAUUCAAUUUGGCCGGGUAUUCUAUGAACUAAUCAGUG
Messenger RNA from Xylaria bambusicola, 1642 nucleotides. RefSeq lists its product as uncharacterized. Lineage: Eukaryota; Fungi; Ascomycota; Sordariomycetes; Xylariales; Xylariaceae. Gene Ontology annotation, biological process: positive regulation of proteolysis; protein polyubiquitination; protein quality control for misfolded or incompletely synthesized proteins. Gene Ontology annotation, molecular function: protein-folding chaperone binding; ubiquitin protein ligase activity. Bases 493 to 1575 code for a protein of 360 amino acids. The transcript is spliced from 5 exons. Gene Ontology annotation, cellular component: cytoplasm. The record is from RefSeq and is a predicted model, not a curated record.